Messenger RNA from Lates calcarifer (barramundi perch), 1695 nucleotides. It is a transcript of the gene tsen54, whose product is annotated as TSEN54 tRNA splicing endonuclease subunit. The record is from RefSeq and is a predicted model, not a curated record. Gene Ontology annotation, cellular component: tRNA-intron endonuclease complex. Lineage: Eukaryota; Metazoa; Chordata; Actinopteri; Centropomidae. Gene Ontology annotation, biological process: tRNA-type intron splice site recognition and cleavage.
ACUACUGAACCUGGCGGGCGUUAGGACCCAGAGGAGCCGCGGCGGGGAGACGGGCAGUCAUCAUGGCGGACCAAAACAAGACAGACGCCGGAGGGAGGUUCUACAGUGAAAUAUUAAGUCCGUCGGAGCUGUUUGCAGCCCGGUCCAGGAGUCACAAAAUCCCCGUCAGAGGACAGAAGGACUUCUUCCCCAGCGACUCAGACGAGCAGAGACGGCGGCUUGAGCAGAGUCUGGACGAGCACUGGAGCCUCAUAUCAGAGGAGAGAGUGGAGAGGCUAGGAAACCUGGUGAAGGCCACAUGGAUUCCAAGUGACCAGAUUGUGGAGCUUCAGUCUCCAGCUGGAAAGUUCUGGCAGACGAUGGGCUUCUCUGCUGAUGGGAAACAGUAUCUGCUCCCUGAAGAGGCUCUCUACCUGAUGCAGUGUGGAAACGUGCAGGUGUUUUACAAGGACUUGCCGCUGUCCAUUCAGGACGGUUAUGAGAGAUUUCUGUCGUCAGACACAGUGAGCCUCCAGCAGUAUCAGGUGUUUGGGCAUUUGAAGAGACUGGGCUAUGUGGUGCACAGGUUUGAUCCCAGUUUGGAGCCGUCGUCCUACGCGAGGCAGCUGAACCUGCCUCAGUCACGUGACAGAGCAGGGAGACAACUGAAGAGGAAACGCAGCACCAGCCCCACCCCAACAUCCAGUCGUACUGAAGAAUGCUCUGCUGGGAGAAUGGAGGAGGAUAACAGCAGCCAUGAAGGCAAGGAGGACAACAAACUUCCUGAGUCACACUUGACAACCUCUCCAGAGACUCCAGAGGUCCAGACUCCCAGCACAGGUGCAGCAGAUGAAGGCAGGGGCAGGACCUGGUGGACGACAGACGUUCUCGGGGACUCGGGUAAAGGUUCAGUUCACAGCCCCACCUCUGGUUCCUCCCGCUGGGACUUCAGCUCCAUCCCUUUCCCUGACCUGGGCUCCAGGGAGCAGCUGUCCAGCUGCCUGGCUUCUCCGGACCCCUCUCUGCUGCCGGGAGCUUUGGCCGUGGGAGUCUGUGACGUCGCCCCCUGGAGGGAGAGAAUAAACCUGCGGAAGUUGAAGAUGUCAGCAAAGGAGCAGAGGGAAGAAGACAAGCGAAGGCGACGGCGGGACGUCAACAAAGACAAAGAGGUUCAGCGGUGCAGAAACUGGGCAGAGUAUCAGGAGCUGCUGAGGAGGAGGCAGGGGAGACGUGAAGGUCGACCAGCACACCUGUGGAACAGAGAGGUCACUCCUUUACAUGACCCCACACAACCGGUCCCCACAGAUCAACUGCUGGAUAAAAUCAGUGUGAUCAAAUCUACAGACCUGCUCGAGGGGGCGUCCAGUUUAAAAGGCUCAGAUGAGUGGAGGAUUUGUUUCAAUGUUUACCAACCUGAUGCAGUGGCUGACUUCAAGAAGAGCAGCCCGGGGAAACCGUACUCCAGGAUGUGUGUGUGCAGUUUUGACGGUCCUGUUCCCGACCUGCGAGCGAUCAAGCUGCUGGCCUCCCAGAGCGGAGACGUCCCAGUGGUCUUUGCUGUGGUGGACCACGGAGACAUCUCCUUCUACACUUUCAAAGACUUCCAGCUGCCAAAGGACGUGUACCCCUGAGACCACGCUGCUCUCUAACCAUCGCUGUCAAACAUUCACCUUCACACACCCAGGCCUUUGAAUAAAUCUGCGUCUGUGGGACUGA